GUGACCACUGAACCACUUAGAAGAAGAAGAAGAAGAAAGCUCUACUCCUAGCAUGAGAAGCCCAAUCCGAGGCGGAAUGCUGCCGCUCCAUGUCGCGGCCGCGGUGGUGGUCACCAUGCUCGCGUUCCCGGCGGCGGUAGUGCUGGGCAUCGCCACCGACGAGGACUGCAAGUGCUUCAUGUGCGUCUGCGACCUGGACCCGCACCCGCUGCCGCCAGAGGUGCCGACCCACCACCCUCCGCCGGCGCAGCCGGAGCCGGUCCCUUCGCCGCCCCCGCCGCCCCCGUCCCCAUCGCCACCACCGCCGGCGCCGGCGCUCCCGGUGUACUACCCGCCACAGACCGGGUACUACUACUACCCGCCGCAGCCGUACGGGUACCCGGCGGGGGAGAUGUACCCGCGGGACGACAACAGGCGGGAGUCCAAGUCUGAUGCGGCCCGGCGGCACGGCAGCUGCGGGCGCGCCAGCUUGGCUCUCGCCGCCGCGCUCGCGUGCGGGGUGCUGGCUCUGCUUCUGCGCUCCGCAGCAGCUUGAAUGGCUGGUCAUUAGUCGCGCGGUGUCGUUUGAUUAAUUCUACGUAAAUCAAGUACAUGUGUGGCAAGCUAAGUAAGCAUUCAGUUCGUAGCCAUGUUUUGCCGCUGUUGGAGCGUGGCAAAAGCGUCCGUGUCAUGUACGGUGUACCCGGUGUGCGGCCCAAGUUUGGUGUUGCUGGGGUUACAUGUUGUUCAGUCUUUUAUUUAAAAAUUGCGAUUAUGGAUGUUUUUCCCCUUGUAUAA
This is a messenger RNA of Zea mays, 777 nucleotides long. RefSeq names its product WW domain-containing protein C11B10.08. The transcript has a single exon. The coding region runs from base 53 to 535 and encodes 160 amino acids. The record is from RefSeq and is a predicted model, not a curated record. NCBI's taxonomy places the organism in Eukaryota, Viridiplantae, Streptophyta, Magnoliopsida, Poales, Poaceae.